AUGUUGUUUACUUCACAAGAUGGAAGUUGUUGGAGCACAAAUGUUCUGUGGCAGGUUGCACUUGGUUGGGGGCAUGCUGUUGCAUUGACUGAGGAUGGAAAGUUGUUUGGUUGGGGUUAUUUUGCUGAUGGUAGGUUAGGAAGCAUUAAAGAAUUUUCGAAGACAUCUCAACUAGAAUCUACUUCGAGUAAUCAAGAACUGUCCAGUUCAUCUUUUGAAGCUGCUGAGAAGUUUACAGAUAUAUGCUUCUGCAGAUAUAGAUAUCUGCUCGAGGAUGUUUGUUCUAAUUGUAGAGUUGUUUCAGGUGAUGGGACACUACUGAGCUGUGGGAGCAACGUAUAUGGUCAUUUGGGAAGAGAAAAACAGGAUUUAGGAUUGCUUCCUGUUGAUAUAAGCUUCUGUCCAAUGUCUAUAGCAGCCGGGCUUGGCCAUUCAUUGGCAAUUUGCCAGGUUCCAUCGUCAGAUGUUAUAGGAGGAGCAGCUGGAAUUGAUACAUGGGGCUGGAACCAGACCUCUCAGCUCGGUAGGGGUGGACCAGAAAAUAUUCCAUUGGGAGUUGAAGGAUUGGAAGGGGAAACUCCCGUAUCAGUAUCAGGAGGUCGCGUGCAUUCCAUUGCUCUCACGUCUAAGAGAGAAGUUUGGGUUUGGGGUUCUGGUAAGAAUGGAAGGCUUGGGUUAGGAAGCUCGUAUGACGAACCUGAACCAAUUUUGCUGGACUCUGUAGAGGAUUGUAUCAGGAUUUGA
Argentina anserina (silverweed cinquefoil) is the source of this 744-nucleotide messenger RNA. Its product is annotated as ultraviolet-B receptor UVR8-like. The record is from RefSeq and is a predicted model, not a curated record. The transcript has 2 exons. Lineage: Eukaryota; Viridiplantae; Streptophyta; Magnoliopsida; Rosales; Rosaceae. The coding region runs from base 1 to 744 and encodes 247 amino acids.